AUAUGAGAAAUCACAAGUCAACCUCACCUCAUCAUUUGGUCCUGUCUGUUCAAAGAACCACCUCAUAUCGCACUUUCGUUAUUUCUAUGCCAUCUCUCAUCUUCUAUAUAAUUCACCUCUCUCCGUUAUUCACUCCUUCACUAUGGGAAACAUGAAGGUGCAUGAGUUGUCACGUGGAUUGUGGGAGCACGAACCAUCCCUCUCCCUUGCCUGCAACCCCCUACGCACUCAUAAUAGUAAUACCCUUUCUUCUUUCCACCUUAAGACCUUCAUUACACCCAAACCUACCCCUACAAAGCUUGCCUCCUCUUACCAGCAGCCGCAUUCUCCUCAGGUGGAUAUGCAAGCAGGAGCAGGAGGUACGCGAUGGAGUCCAACGCAAGAGCAGAUCGGGAUUUUGGAGAUGAUGUACAGAGGAGGGAUGCGAACCCCAAACGCACAACAAAUCGAACAAAUCACUGUGCAGCUAGGCAAGUACGGCAAGAUCGAAGGCAAAAACGUUUUCUACUGGUUCCAAAACCACAAAGCUCGCGAGCGACAAAAGCAGAAGCGCAACAGCCUUGUCCUUAACUCACCUCCCAUUACCACCAUAACUUUGAAUACUAGGGAGGAUGGUCCAUAUAAGAGAAAAUGCAGGAGCUGGUCAUUUGAGUACAUUGAAGAAGAAAGCGGAUCAUCGUCGUCGUUUAAAGAGGAGGAAACCAGAACUCUAGAGCUAUUCCCGUUGCACCCAGAAGGCAGGUGAAGCCUAAAAAGAAAAAGAACUGAAUCUAAACUUAGUUCCAAAUACGAUCUGGUUUGACGAUGAUGAUUGGCUUUUUCUUUCUUUUGUUUGGGGGAAAGAAGAAAGACAAAGUUGGCUUCUUGCACUCAAACAUUCAUUGGUGCCCUCUUGAAAAAUAUAACUUUGUACAAAAUUAGAAAACAAAAGUAGGUGGUUGUCGUGGGUGGUGGUGUUAGAAUAUUCAAAGGAAAUGCAUGAUCUAAACUUAUCUUAUGAUUCUGUUGCUUGGAAGACUUUCAUAAAGUUAUAUGAUCUAUUCUAUCUACUUCUCUAGUGGAGAGUAAAUUUAGGUGCAUUUAUUUAAGGAUUUAAAAAUAAAA
Molecule: messenger RNA, 1104 nt
Organism: Gossypium raimondii (Peruvian cotton)
Lineage: Eukaryota; Viridiplantae; Streptophyta; Magnoliopsida; Malvales; Malvaceae
Product: WUSCHEL-related homeobox 4
Exons: 3
Coding region: 143-745 (200 amino acids)
Biological process (GO): phloem or xylem histogenesis; cell division; procambium histogenesis
Cellular component (GO): nucleus
Molecular function (GO): DNA binding; DNA-binding transcription factor activity
Source: RefSeq, a predicted model, not a curated record